Molecule: messenger RNA, 666 nt
Organism: Cyphomyrmex costatus
Lineage: Eukaryota; Metazoa; Arthropoda; Insecta; Hymenoptera; Formicidae
Exons: 1
Coding region: 1-666 (221 amino acids)
Source: RefSeq, a predicted model, not a curated record
AUGGAGAAUGUGCGCGAUCGCGUUGAUAUAAAAUUGUUAACCAAAUGGGAAGGCAGAUACGGUGCUAAGGCAAUGAUCGCGAAACCCAACUUUCACAGUCGUAGCGUUUUCUCGGAGAAUCUGGUCGCGAUAGAACUGCGUAAGCUCGAGGUGAAGUUCGACAAACCAAUAUACGUGGGUAUGUUCAUCCUCGAUAUAUCGAAAACGUGUUUGUAUGAAUUUCACCACGAAUAUAUGGCACCGCUGUUUCGCGAAAAAUGCAAAAUUAUGUAUACCGAUACUGAUAGUCUCAUAUAUCAUGUAGAAUGUGACGAUGUAUAUGAAAUUAUAAAACGUGAUAUCGAUAGAUUUGAUACUAGCAAUUACUCUGUUGACAAUCAAUAUCGUAUUCCGCUCGCGAAUAAAAAAGUUCCUGGUCUUAUGAAAGACGAUAACAACGGUGCCAUCAUGACUGAAUUCAUCGGGCUUAGAGCGAAAAUGUACGCUUUACGUGUGCAAGGACAGAAGGAUACGAAAAAGGCAAAGGGUGUCAAAAGUAAUGUUGUGGCAAGAUCCAUAACUUUUGAUGAUUACACGCGAUGCUUAAACGAUGCUAUUGAAAUGACGCGCAGACAAUCGUGCAUCAGAUCGAAAUUGCAUGAGGUGUAUACGAUGUCGGAAAUGUAA